Closterium sp. Naga37s-1 is the source of this 5285-nucleotide messenger RNA. Lineage: Eukaryota; Viridiplantae; Streptophyta; Zygnematophyceae; Desmidiales; Closteriaceae. The record is from the annotation of a GenBank genome assembly.
ACUCCAAGCCAGUACCCUCUCUUUCAAAUGCGAAAUCAUCGGUAGACCACGGUAACGAGUCGUCUAUAAAAUUCCUCACUUACGAAGACAUUAAGCGAGCCACGGACAAUUUUGCCAACGUCCUCGGUGAAGGGGGGUUCGGUAAGGUCUAUAAGGGCCGGUUGCGCGGCGUUAACGGGGAAGCUGACGAGGAAACGACUUUCGUUGCGAUCAAAGUUCUGGCUCCUCACAGUUUCCAAGGAAUGGACGAGUUUCUGAACGAGAUCACUACAGUGGAGGGCGUGCAGCACCCCAACAUUGUGCGGCUGCUGGCGUGCUGCACAGAGAAGGUCAAGGCGCUGGUGUACGAGUUCAUCCCCAUGGGCGAUGUCGACGCAUGGCUUGCAAAAUGUUCGGAUGGCAAGGCAAAAUUUUCCUGGGCUGACCGGAUGAAAGUGAUUAUGGGAACAGCAGAGGCAAUGACGUUCAUUCACAAGCAACGGUUCAUUCACCGGGACUUUAAGUCCAGCAAUGUGCUUCUAACGGAAGACUUCACACCGAAGGUGGCUGAUUUUGGUCUGGCCAAGGGCAUAGAGGACUGGAAAACGCAUGUCACAACACGAGUCAUGGGCUCCAUGGGGUACAUUGAUCCCACGUACUUUGAGUCAGGUCACUUGUGUGACAAGAGUGACGUGUUUGCUUUCGGUCUGUUCAUGGUUGAGAUUCUUGCGGGCAAGUCAGUGCUUCGGCAAGAGACGUCAAACUACCCGGUGAAGAAGGCGGUGGGGGCGGGGUUCCCGGAGUACACAUACGAUGAGAUGAUGCUCAUCACUGACCGCCUCAAGAAGCCCAUCGGCCAGGGCGGCUUCGGGACCGUUUGCCCCCCAUCUUGUUGCUCAACAGGCGGAGCUAAUGGUGGUGGAGCAACUGUCGUCACCAACGUCCUGUUGCUCUAUGCGUAUUUUCCCUCUUUGUCUCACUCUUCCUUGUGUCCCUUUCACUUAUCUCACUCUUCCAUGUCUCACUCUUCCAUAUCUCACUCGCCCCUGUCUCACUCUCCCCUGUCCCACUCUCCCUUGUCUCACUCUCCUCUCCCCUGUCUCACCCGCCUGUCUCACCCUUCUCGCCCCUCUCUCCCUCUGCCCAUCCAUCAGGCGGGGCUGAUGGCAAUGGAGCAGCUGUCGCACCCCACCAUCUUGUCGAUGUACGGCUAUUGCCCAACAUCCUUCAUCCUCUUCCCAUGCUCCUCUCCCCCCCUCCUCUUCCCCACACCCUCUGCCCCGUUCCCCACCUCUCUGCCCAUCCAUCAGGCGGAGCUGAUGGCAAUGGAGCAGCUGUCGCACCCCACCAUCUUGUCGCUGUACGGCUAUUGCCCAACAUCCUUCAUCCUCUUCCCAUGCUCCUCUCCCCCCCUCAUCUUCCCCACACCCUCUGCCCCGUUCCCCACCUCUCUGCCCAUCCAUCAGGCGGAGCUGAUGGCAAUGGAGCAGCUGUCACACCCCACCAUCCUGUCGUUCUGUGCCCAUCCCUCCCCCCCCCCCCUCCCCACCAUCUUCCUGUUUCACUACCUUCUCACUGUCUCUCCCUCGCCGUACCUACUUCUCCCCGGUCGUCCUUCUCAGGCGGAGUUGAUGGCAAUGGAGCAGCUAUCGCACCCCACCAUUCUGUCGCUGUACGGCUAUGUGGCCAAGCCUACGCCUGCACUCAUCUACGAGUUCAUCACCAACGGCAACGCAGAGGCGUACCUCAGACGAGCGGUGCAAGGCAAGGCAGAGUUUUCCUGGAAGGCGCGGCUGCGGGUGGCUCUGAUGUGUGCGGAGGCGCUGCAGGUGAUGCACAGCCACAACUAUGUGCACCGCGACUUCAAGGCCUCCAACGUGCUGCUGCGCGAGGACCUGACGCCAGUGCUGGCUGACUUUGGCUUGGCACGCACGGUGAACAACUGGCAGAGCCACGUCACCACUCGGGUCAUGGGCUCCACAGGCUACAUUGACCCUGUCUACUUCGAGUCUGGUCAUCUGAACGCCAAGUGUGACACUUAUGCAUUUGGGAUCUUCCUCCUCGAGCUUGUAACAGGCAUGUUGGUCACUGACAAAAACUUUGAGGCCUUGCGAAUGACCCUUGCCACUGGGGCUGACCUGCCCGAAGCGGACAAAGUGAUAGAUCAGACACUGGUUCGAGCUCGCGCGGACGGCGAGAUUUCUCUGCUGCUGGAUUUCAGCAAGGUCUUCUCGUCAACCCCAGCUCCCGGCGAGCCCGUUGUUUCAGUGGAUAACGAGACCAGCGAGAACUACACUAUUAUCACCGUCAGCGCGCCUAACAGACCUGGAUUGCUCCAGCUUUUAACACUCACGUUUCGCGAUCUCGGCCUGGACGUUGGCAAGGCAGUCGUCGAUCUUGACGAUGACGGUAACGUGGCCGACGCGUUUUACGUCACGGCCGUUGACGGAAAAAAGAUCACCCAGAAACGCGAUCUGCAGAACAUCCGCAAGUGCGUUGUGAGAGCGUUGGUUCUAGACGCCAAGAAUGACGCGCCGAAAGAUUCUUCAGUCCGGCCCGCGAGACUUAUCAGGCCGGUUACAUCGCUGGACCCGUCGGCGUCGCCCGAGUUGAAACGGCGUACGGAGCUGCUGCACAACCUGAUGGAUACGUACAUCAAGAACGACGUGCUGUCGAUUCAGAGGAGCAUUGUGGACCACGUGGAGUACACCAUGGCGCGCAGCAGAUACAAAUUCGACGACUUCGAGGCGUACCAGGCAACAGCGUACAGCGUGAGGGACCGGCUGAUUGAGAGCUGGAACGACACGCAGCAGUACUUCAAGGACCAGGACUCCAAGCGCGUCUACUACCUCUCCAUGGAGUUCCUCAUGGGGCGGUCUCUGCUGAACAGCAUCUUCAACCUGGGCAUGAAGGACCAGUACGUGGAGGCGCUGGGGCAGCUGGGAUUCAGCAAGCUCGAGCUGCUGCUCAUUAGAGAUUGCAAUUAUGACCAGUACGUGGAGGCGCUGGGGCAGCUGGGGUACAAGCUCGAGGUGCUGGCGGAGCAGGAGAGGGAUGCUGCUCUCGGCAAUGGUGGCCUUGGCCGCCUGGCAGCCUGCGUGCUUGACAGCAUGGCGACACUCAACUACCCUGGAUGGGGUACUGCGUAUUCUGGCCGACGCUGCAGGUCGGCUCUUACCAUGUGCUUCCCUCCCAACUCGUUUCCCAAUUUCCUGUUUCUCCCGCCUCCCCUUCCCCCACCUCUCUUCCCCAGCUACGGCAUCCGCUACCAGAACGGCAUCUACGGCAUCCGCUACCAGUACGGCAUGUUCCGGCAGACCCUACAGGACGGCUUCCAGCACGAGCAGCCGGACUACUGGCUGACGUUUGGCAACCCGUGGGAGAUAGAGCGCGUGUUUGUGACGUACCCCGUGCGCUUCUACGGCACUGUUGAGUCAUACACCGAGGCCGGCCACCCCCGCAAGCGAUGGGUCGAGGGAGAAACGGUGGAGGCAGUGGCGUAUGACAAUCCGAUCCCCGGUUACCACACCAACAACACCAUCAACCUGCGCCUCUGGGGAGCAAAGCCCAGUGGCGAGUUUGACCUGCAAAGCUUCAACACGGGGGACUACGUGAACGCGAUUCUGAGCAAGCAGAAGGCCGAAGCCAUCAGCAGCGUUCUCUACCCCGACGACCGCACGUACCAGGGCAAGGAGCUGCGCCUCAAGCAGCAGCACUUCUUCGUCUCCGCCACCAUGCAAGACGUGGUGCGCCGCUACAAGGAGGAGCACGCCACGUUUGACGAGUUCAAGGACAAGGUGGCACUGCAGCUGAACGACACGCACCCGGUGCUGGCACUGGUGGAGUUGAUGCGCCUGCUGGUGGACGAGGAGGGGCUGGAGUGGGGGUAUGCGUGGAACAUCACCACACACACCUUCUCCUACACCAACCACACCGUGCUGCCCGAGGCGCUCGAGAAGUGGCCUGUGGAGAUCCUGGAGACGCUGCUGCCACGCCACCUGGAGAUUAUGUACGACAUCAACCACAACUUCAUUGUGGAUCUGAAGAAGCGCAUUGGCAACGAUUAUGACCGCCUCUCCCGCAUGUCCAUCAUUGAGGAGGGCGCGCACAAGAGCAUCCGCAUGGCAACGCUGGCGGUGGUGACGUGUCACACCAUCAAUGGAGUGUCACAGAUCCACACAGACCUCAUUGAGAAUACCCUUUUCAAGGACUUCUAUGACAUCUGGCCACACAAAUUCCAGAACAAGACAAACGGUGUCACCCAGCGUCGGUGGUUGGCAUUCUGCAACCCAGGGCUGGCGGGGAUCCUCACCCAGUGGCUGGGCACGGAGUCAUGGAUCACCAACCUGGACCUGGUGGCCGGGCUCAAGGAGCACGUGGACGACCCACUGCUGCAAACGCAGUGGAUGCAGGUUCGCAGGCAGAACAAGGCUCGCCUGGCAGCAUACAUUGAGGGGAUUUCAGGGAUCAAGGUGAGCAUCGACGCCAUGUUUGACGUGCAGGUGAAGCGCAUCCACGAGUACAAGCGCCAGCUGCUCAACGUCAUGAGCAUCAUCCACCGCUACGACUGCAUCAAGAAGAUGAGUCCUGAGGACCGCAAGCGGGUGGUGCCGCGUGUGUGUCUGCUGGGCGGCAAGGCGGCGCCGGGAUACGACCUGGCGAAGAAGAUUGUGAAGCUCAUCAGUGCCGUUAGUGAAGUGAUCAACAACGACGAGGACGUGGGAGACCUGCUCAAGCUGGUGUUCAUUCCCGACUACAACGUGUCGCUUGCUGAGCUCAUCAUUCCUGCAAGCGACCUCUCCCAACACAUCAGCACGGCGGGCAACGAGGCAUCAGGCACGAGCAACAUGAAGUUUGCAAUGAACGGGUGCCUCAUCCUGGGCACUCUGGAUGGCGCCACGCGCGAGAUCAGAGAGGAGAUUGGCCCCGAAAACAUGUUUGUAUUUGGGGCGGAGACCAAGGACGUGCCGCGGCUGAGGGAGGAGCGCCGCACCUUCACCCCCUGCCGCAACUUCACUCGCGUUGUGGGCAUGAUCCGCAGUGGGUACUUCGGGUGGACGGAGUUCUUUGCGCCUCUCAUGGACUCCAUUGACGGCCCCGGCAACGACUACUACCUCCUUGCCAACGACUUCCCCACCUACCUGCAAGCCCAGGCAGCCAUAGAUGCAACGUAUGUGGACGUGCCCAAGUGGACGCGCAUGAGCAUCAGCAGCACGGCUGGGUGCGGGCGGUUCACUAGUGACCGCACGAUCAAGGAGUAUGCUGAGGAGAUCUGGGACGUGGAGCCUGUCACCCGGCCGUACUGA